UUCCUGGAACAAACAAAACAAAUGACAGCUGACCAACAGACAGGGCUACCGCCUCAUGUCACUCGCCUCGAUGUGUUGAAAUCUUGUUUUGACAAUGUGAGCAACAAUACGGAAAACGCAGAGCCGCUGACGGAUAAAUUACUAAAGAGAAAGACAGCGUAAUACGACAACAGCUAAGCGCUAGCUUAGCCUCCCUAGAGCGUUUUUAGCUGUAGAGUUUCAUCAACAGGGACUGGUUUCGUUUUUCUAGAAAUGUAUUCUCUGGAUAUUAUGUUUACGCUAAGAUACAUGCUAGUCGUUGCCUUACUGUCCUCGGUCGGCGAGUUUUCUCCACAGGCCCUACGAGAGUGUUUUGUUUACAACGAGUGAAAGUAUUUAUCUUGACAGCACAGCCAGCCCCUAGCUGCUUAUCGCUGUAAAGACUUCGCUAGCUAGUCCAGCUAGUGGUGUUUGUUUGCUUGUGUGUGUGUACAGUACACAUAUGAAGACUGUUCGUUUCCAGUCGAUCGUUUCCACCAGGAGACACCUCGGUCAGCUGUAUGUCAGUGUGAAGUGAGUGAAAAAGGCUGAGGUGAGCAGUCACUGAAGAUGGAAGCUGUGAGACCAAAGAAGACCAAGGCAAAGACCAGCGGAAAGUCACAGCUGGUCAUAAAGAAAAAGCAGGCAGAGGAAAAAAAACGAGCUGCAGCCCCCUCUGAGGUCUGCGAUGAGGCCUCCACCUCUGGCUUCAUUGACAUCCCCCUCAGUCUGCCGUAUCAGGAGCCAGAGGAGGAGCAACAGGACCCUGUUCAGCCCCCUGAGACCACAGCACAGCCUUCAGAUCUGCCCCCUGAGAAACAAAAGACCUCUUCAUCACAGACUUUAUCCACAUCCGUGCUAACUAAGGAUUUACAGUCAACUCUCAGUUUGUCACCAGAGACAUCACAGGACACAGAGCAUCUGACAGAGUCAAGUAAGGAGAUAGAGGAAGAUGAUGACACAGUGGCAGCUCAGAAGGCUGAGCUUCAAGCUGCACCACACACCACUGAGUUGGAAAAAGACACACAAUCAUGGAAUCAGCCUUGUGUUUCAAGUCAGUUUGAGAUCCCAAAUGCCGCGAGUGCCCCUGCACUCUACCCAUCUCUCCCUGCGCUGGAGGAGGGUCCUGUGAUACAGCUCCAUGAGCAAGCUGUGAAAAAUAGUGCAAAAGGACCUGCUGUGUUGGCGCUCCCUGAGCAGGAAUCCUCUCCUCCGAGUUUGCAGCCUCUGGAUUCUGUAGCUGAAUUUUCCAGGAGCAAACUCUACCCAGAGUUACCCAAGACAGCUCCAGAGAUUCAGCCAUUCUCACUGGAGCAGCUAAGCGUCUGGGAGCCAGGGGGGGGGUUGCGAACGUGGUUAGAAGGUGUUGAAGUGUGCGCGGCCCAGUUCUGCGCUCUGGCCCGGCAGGAGAACCACGAACUGACUGAACUGCUGCAGAAUUACUGGCGCUGCCGCAGACAGCUGACCCAGUCGCACACGCAGCUACACACACAGUCCUCGGACUGCAAGAGCACACAGAAUCGUCUCUGGAGCUUCAGAGAUGAACAGCUCACACUUCAGGGUGUGUGUGCCGACCAGUCUAAGGUAUGUGGGUACCAUCGUUUCCAGCAGGCAGAUUUCAGUCAGAGUGUGCUGGCUGAGCUGAGGAGACUGUUUGAAGCUCGUAGUGAGCUGCUUCAUCAGAAGGUGGCGCUACAUGCAUACACCGCUCUGCUGUCACGCCUACAGGUGGAAUCAUACUUGUAUCAUCUACUGAAAGAUUGUUCUGGUAGCCAAACACAACCAUGUUCUCUCCAACCCCUGAAAGAGGCCAUAAGUGUCCUGUUUAGCUUCACACGUAGAGUCCUUGAUGACACACAGUUCCAGACAGACAUCCAUCACUGGCUGGAGAGACUGGUGGCAGUCCUGCUGCAUGUUGGAGGGUCAGGAGAGCACCUGUACCUGCUGUGCCAUCUUCUCUGCUGUCCUGCUGGGGUUGGAAAGUGGUCUGCACCCUUCCUUCAGAUUCAAGUCUGGGGGAACACCUGUGGAGUUCAGCACUUCAUGCAAGCUCUGGCCAUCCUAAUGUCACCUGCCAGACAUCGUGCAGAGUUUCUGGGCCAUAUGAAACCAUGUGAGAGCCAGAGCUCCACAGCUUCUGGACCUGAGUCCGGUAACUGGACCCUAGUGGAUGAAGGUGGAGAGGAGGAUGAGAAUCCAGAGAGCAGCUGGCUGCUGCUCUGUGAGGAGGAUCUGAUCUCCUUGCUGACCCAGUUCCCCUUCCAGCAGCUCUACUCACAUAUGCUGGGAAUGAGCAAGCAGGGUGUGUAUGAGCCCCAGGCCUGCUCCAGUCAGAAGAUGAUGCGCGUGUUUGCUUUUGCUUCCUCACUCAUCGAAAUUCUCGCUCUCGGCCUACAAACCUACAACAGAGCACGAUACAGACAGCUAGUCAAACGAAUAGGACACAUCAUACGAAUGACAGUGUGUUACGUCAGUGAUCACUGGGCCCAGUAUGUGAGUAUAACUGGUGCCGGUGGAUCCAGCUCUCAUUUGCACUCUCUCUCUUUGGACAAACUGCAGCUGGAAUACGAUCAACUCUUCCUCAGAGCUGUUUUACAUGUACUCAGAAACAAAAGGUUGGGCAUUUGGUUGUUUAUGUCCGAGAUGCCGUAUGGGACUCUGUCGAGUUCAAUGCUGUGGAGAGUCCUUUAUGUUAUGCAGAGCGCAGAAACAGCAGGACUAGAAACACUCAGCACCGCUACUGACACGCACUCCUGUAUUCAGGCCCUCCAAGACCCAGAGCACCAGGAGAGAUUUGAGCAAUGGCUGUGCGAAGUGAACAGCUCUGACGGCAUCUCCCUCCUCACUGCGUUAGCACACAUGGCUACACCCACUCAGCGCUCUGACCCCACCUUCAUCACCACUAUAACGCUGCUGAUUUACCAGGUGUCUUAUGUGAGUGUGUCUACCAGAGAAAUCUACUCAAAAGUAGGGAGGGAGUUGCUGGCUGCCAUAGCAACAGCCCAUCCCUAUGUCAUCUCUGUGCUCCUGGAGAGACUGAGAGAGACCAUACAGACUGUAGGAAUGGUGGCUCUCUACUUGUGUAAAGAGCUGCCUCUGAGUCUGUGGCGGCCGCGGCCUGAGGAAAUAUGUGUCAUCGGAGCCUGGCUGCUCCAGCAUCCUCUGUCUGCUGUGGAGAACAGGCUGGCCUGUGUUAUCCUGGAGGGUCUGAACUGGGGUCACACACAGGAUGGCUCCCUGGCCCUGUCUUCAUCCCUCCACAGUGAAGUGGCUCUGCUGGUGGCUGAAGCCUAUCAAAAGUACCUUACUGACAAACCGUACAGUGGCCUCAUAUCAGAGGGGAUCAAACAGGUGUCUUACCUCGCCAGUGUCCUACGUUUGGGCGUAUCACCUGAAGCAUCCUUUAGUCAAUGGGCGUGGCAACUGUUGCUAAGGCUGAAGCUCCAUGGCAAUGCCCAGAGCCCUAAAGGAGCCUGGUCGGUCCCCGCUUUGGCGUCCAACCCACCCCCGGAACUUACACACUCUCCCAGCAUGCACUCUGUUCUCAGGGCUGUAAAAGCCGGCAUCCCAAUUGGAUGUUAUCUGUCCAUUGCCAUGACAACAGUGGGACACAGCCUGGAACACUUCUGUACUGAUGGAGUUGGGUUGUUUAAGACUCUGAUUCAGUCUCGCCACCUGAAAGCUGCUGUGCACCUGCUGGACAACAUCCUACCCCCAACUUACCCUCUCAGCUUCUACCUGCUCAACAACGCUCAGUUUGUAAGUUGCAUCCAGCUCUUCUUGCAGUAUGACAGUGUGUGUCCUCAAGGUGUGACACAGCAGGUGACUCACCGGGUGGCACCACUCCUUACAGGAACCACCUAUGGAGACAAUGUCCGACUGCUGAACAGUGUCAUUCAGAGUCAUGUGGUGGAGAGUUCGCAGCCCGGUCGUGUCGGAGCUGCAGCGGUGCUGGAGUUUUGGCUGGGAAUUCUAACUCAGCAGAACCUGUGGUACAGAGACAAAACAGUCCUAUUCCUCAUGGAUCAGAUCUGCUGUGCUGCAUUCACACACCACCAGGAGGAAUGUGUGCAGAAACUCCUGUACCAGCAGCAUAAGAAUGCCUUGGGUUACCAUGGAGAUCGUGGUCUGCUCUCCUCCCUGGUUGGCUGGAUUGCUGGAAAUGCCACACCCUCUUUCAUAGAGGGCCAAUCUCUGGGUGCAGAGGUUUGGUUCGCCUGGCUGGUGCUGAAUAUGGAGGGUGUGUUUGAGGAAGACUCUCAGCUGAGACGCUGUGUUGAACACGAGCUCCUGUCAGAGCCAAACAUCUCCCCAGAACAAGCCUUAAAGAAGGCGCAGCAGAGGCUGAAGUUGCCAGUAGCCCCAUCUCUGCAGCGGCUUCAGGUGUACCGCUGGGCAUGUCAGGCUUUAGCCACACCCCCCGACCACCCACUCCUUCCUCUGGUCUGGCAGAAGUUCCUACAGCUCUACCUCAGACAGCCUGGGCCUGAGUAUGGACUGGCUGCAGGAGGAUGCAUAGGGCGAAGGUUCUUCCAGGCUUCAUCCCAGGCCGCUUUACUCAGAGAUCUGAGACAGAGAAUACAGGAGGUGUCAGACUUCCACCAUGCUGCCAGCCAGGCCCUCAGGGUGCCCCCACCACACACACCCUCAUCAGACAGCCAGGGCGACGAAACUCCCGACAAUCCACGUCCCCCGUACCUCACCUCCCCUCAGCUGCACACAGAGCUGGUCCGGUUGUUUGGUGUAUUUGCCGUGUGGUUGGAUGAUGAGACAAUGCAGAAGCAGGAAGUGUACCUUCCCUCUCUUCCUGCAGAGUAUGAACCCCACAGACUGGCACAGGUCAUGCAGCGGCAUCAGGAACUGUGGCUGGAGUAUAUAGACCAGGAGCGUCUGCAGUAUGAUGAGAGGGAGGUUUUGUCUCUGUGGGAGAAGGUGCAGAGCGAGCCAACCUUCCUGCAAGCCCAAAAUCCCAGCUUCACCGACUACACCAACCUCAACAGUGCAAGGGAGCGUAUCCUGUCCAACCUGCAGAAGCAUCCAAUUCCCCGUCCAGCUCCAGAGCUGCAGCAGCUGAAGGCUCCAGUGGCUGAGGUACCUGCUGCCAGCCUCACUGACUUUAAAGCUGCUGCUGAGCUGCUGCAGCAGGACCUCAGUAUUCUGCAAGAUGAGGCCAGGAUUGCAGUAGCACGUGAAGCCCAGCAGGUGGCGCUGGAGCAGGAACUUCUGGAGAGCCUUCCUCUGCUGUACAAGAACAGACCAGAGCAAGUCACCAUGGCCUUGGAAUGUAAAGGGAAGGGAGGGCAGCCAUGCCAGGGACCUGCAAACAUCACUGUCACGUGUGAGCGUGUCCAGAGACAGGAGGCAGUGCAGACUCAAAUAACAUCACUGCGCAGGGACAUCAAGAAACUCCAAACCGACGCCAUGGCUCCUCCACCUCAAAGCCUGGCCCAGGCUGCUGUCCACACUGAGAACUUUAUCACGGCUCUGGUGAACAUGUACAAGGCACAGAAAUCUCCUGCAGUGCAGCAUGUUGGUGUGUCAGCCUUUUACAAAGUGGUCUCCUUUGUGUGUGAGGACACGCUGCGACAUCCCCCAACACGCCAGUACCUCUCCUCCUGUGUGGAGAUACUGGGACAGGUGUUUAUCCAGGGCAACGCAGAAGAGUGUGGCCGUGUCCUGAAGACCAUCCUGGAGCAGCGGCGUCUUUGCCCUCUCAUUUCCCCCUUCUUCACCCCUAACGCAGCACCCACUCAGCUCGUCUUUCUCUACCAAGACGUGGUGACGUCCCUGCACCUCGACAGCGCUGACGUCAUUUUCAUGCUGCUCACUAAGUUUGACUUGUCCCAGUGGUUGAAUGAAACCCAUCCUGUAUUUUCGGAGAGAACCCGUUUGCUGGAGUUGAUCCACGGAGCUCUCUGCGUCUGUGGCCGAGACCCAGAGCCUGAGCUUCUCACGCCAUUUCACCUUUUCACCAAACACUGGACCUGGCUUUUACGCCACCAUUUCCCUGAUCACUACAGUGACUGCCUGCGUCUGCUUAUGACCAGCUCAUCAAACCAGUUACUGAGUCCAGAGUGCUGGAAGGUGACUCUGCGAGUGCUGGGCUGUUUACCUCCAUCCCGCAGCACUAAGAGCAAAACUGAACAAGGCCUCCCCGCAACUGAUGCCCCCAGCCAUGCCGUCAGGCCCCAAGCCUCUCCCUACAGAUCCCCUGUCAGCCUCUCUCCUCAGCAGGUGGAUGAGACAGUCGAUUGGCUGAGUGAUUACUUCCUUCGGAGUCGUCUCAGUAAACCAGACCUCCGCAGCUUCGGCCUUUACUCUGCCUGGACUCCCUACAUCACUGAGGUUGUUUCCUUCUGGGACCAUUUGGUUAGUUGUCUAAUCAGUGUGCAGUUCAGUAGCUGCGCCAGAGAGUCAGUGGGCAGCAGCAAAAUACUGAAAGCUCUGCAGGACCUACACAGUAAGAUUGUGAAGUUGUUUAAGCCUUGGAUCUUUCCUGUGGACACUGAAGAUGGCGGUAACCUCAAGUGUUACCCGUGGCUGGAGACGGAUGCGAGUGCUGCAGGAUGUCUGGUUGGACUGUACGCUCAAUUCACCGACACACUGCAUCACAAAUUCAGAGAUCGUUUGCUCCCUGGUCAGAGGGGAGCUCUCUGGCUAUGUAUGAUGCAGUACUGUGAGAGCUGCACCUCGCCCCGUACACCCGAGUACCUCCUCUACCUGUACCACACACACCUCCGCAGCCUGCCCUGGAGACACCUGCACCCCGACACUCAGCUCAUGGAGCAGCUCUUCAAUGUGGAGAGAGGAAGUCCUAAGAGCUGCUUCCUGUUCAUGGGAGAGGUGUUAUGUGAAGUUAACUGGGUCAGCGUCCUGAGUGACCACUUACAAACACCUCCUGCAUCCACAACAUAUCCAACUUUACCAGACAUAGGUACUCAGAAGGAGUCACACACCAUGUUAGUCUAUCUGCUGUACAUGCUUGUCUUUCUGGCAAAGGAGGAACAGCUUCUGACUCAGCAGGACUCCCCUCUGUUUAGUCUGUUGGUCCAGUCCACCUCUCUGCCCUGGCAUCAACUGGACCUGUCCUCAUACCAAGGCAUUCUGGGAUAUGUCAGCACCCACUACCCUCCCUCUUUGCUGCUCAGUACUGAUUCUGCCCCUCAGCUGUUGCUGAAAUCACUGCGUAGUGCUGCGGGGCUCCACCCCCGCCCCACUGAAGCUCCACACCAAGAAGAGACGCUGAAGGCUGGAGCGUAUGUGUGCUGGUGUGUGCAGUCUUUCGUGACUCUGGAGCAAGGAGGCGGCAUCAGCCUCAGCGGCCUGGAGGCUCAGCUGGAGACACUUCUGGAGAGCAUUGUCACAUUCAACCCACCAGAGACGGGGCUGGAGCAGAGGCACAUGGCGUUCUGCGGUCUCUUCAGCGACGCUCUGGCUCUGCUGAACGGGGUGGGCGUCUCGUCAGGCGAGGCGCUCGCCGUCCAUGUCAUCACCUGGCUGGACAGGAAGGGGAGGGGUUUUCCCAUUCUGCCUCUUCUCACAGCUUGCACCCGCUGUCUCGCGUCGGUGCGGCACAUGACGCGGAUCAUGGAGGCGUGCAUCACAGCGUACUUCAACCACGCUGAGGAGGAGUCUGUAGGUUGGGGUCCUGUGUUGGCAUCACUACAGGUGCCUGAACUCACAGUGGACGACUUCCUCUCCGAGAGCCACUCAGGAGGCAGCUUCCUGACUCUCUACACCUUCAUCCUGCAGCGCCUCAACAGUGAAUACACAGCAGCCAACGAGAGAAGGACUCUGGCUCUAAUUAACACGUGGACCAAUCAAGUUUUCCCCAGUGGUCCAGGGGAUGAAGCCAAGCUGUUUCUCUGGUGGCACAAAGCGCUGAACCUGUCAGCGGAGCAGCUGCAGCCGCAGGCCGGCCAAACUGAAGUGUUGGGAGUCGUCAUGGGUCUGUUGAAGUUACAGUCCAGGCUGCUCCAGCUGGGAGAAGAAAGACUGAACUCUGGGCUGCUGGGAGCUAUAGGCCUGGGGAAGAGGUCUCCUGUUUCUAAUAGGUUCAGGGUGGUGGUACGCAGUCUGGCAGCAUUCCUGUCAGUCCAGGUGGCAUCGGAGACCGAGCUUCGACUCCAACCCACCAGCGACUUGCAGCUCUCUGCAAAAGCACAGCAAACGUUGGGGAUGUUGGAGGCCAUGCCCAGCAAUAAGCAGUACGCUGAGUUAGAGGACUCUGUGAAUAAGGCUGUCCAGUUCAUCCGCUACCCAGGACACUGUCUCAAAGACGCACCCCGACUCCUGUCCCUGCUAGCCAACCUCCUGUACCCCAACCUCAGAUACCUGAACAUUAUCCGUUAACACCGACUGAACCCGACACUCGUGCUAGAGACUGGGAGGAUGAAACACCUCUGUGGCAGUAAACGUCUGUUCUGCACAGACAAAAUCUUGCUGGAGCACAAAGUUUUCCAAGUAGUGACACUGGCACUGAGUUGCUUUUGCUGUCAUAUCAGCAAGAGCUAGGGCUUUGUGUGACAGAAACAGACUGUUCAUCAAAGCUUUUGUGCAUUUAUGAAAAACACCUUUUGACUGAUCAUGUACAAUGAAGUAUCAUAGAACCAAGUCAAGAGCAGAAGACAUGUUAUGUGCUAAACUCGGACCUUUUCUCGCACUUUUCUUUCUUCUCUCAUGUCUAUGCCUUGUUGUUUUUAUAUAACUUGCCUGUUGGGUUUCAACACCAUCUGUUCUAUUCUUGAUUUGAGAGAAUGUUGCACAUAUUUAUUGAAGCAGAAUUCAUGAAUCAGAAUUCAUCUCUGGGCUUUAGGUGUCAGUUUCAUACCCAUAUGUGGAAUCUAACAGAAAAAAAGAAGUUGAGGGGUCCACAAAUUAUUUAGAGGAAGUUGAAGGACAGAUCUAAUAGGCUUAUAACUUUAGUAGUACCUUCUUAAAAUGGGGAGGGGACUCAUACCAGGAAACCUAGGAAGACUGGGUUCAAGGCCCGAUGGAACUACUGGAGGUUCACUCUCGAUGUUAGCAUCAAUCUACAAGCUACAAUCUGACAUUUCUCAAGGUACUGUACACAUACAGAUGAAUAUAAUGACUGAAGUGAUCGUGUUUAGAAACAGAACGUUUGCCAGUAUUAUGUUCAUGUCCAGCCAAAAGUGCUUUGCUUGUUUCUGCCAAAGAGAUGUUAUUUUAAUCUGCUCAGCUACUUAAACCUUCUUGACCACGUACUCUGGUUGUUUCAUCUGUGUCUGUUAGGAACAAAAACUGCAGUCUGAAUAAGCACACGCGCUGGAAGAUACACCAAGUACCACUUACAGUGUGCCACACCACUUGGCUUCCUUAUAAAGUAGUAUGUGCUCUGUAAUACAAUUUGCUAAUGCGGCUGGUAUUACUAAAAGAGCCGGGAUGUAAUGCUGUUGGAGCGUGUCUGUAACUGGACUAACAUAAACAUAUGGUGGCAUUUAAGGAUAAAGGCAGACUGUGAUUCAGAUUUAUCAGACCUUCAGAGUGUACUGUGCAUCAAAAACAGAUUCCACAUUUUUUUAUUUACCCAUGUCAUGUUACCUCUUGUGUUUCUCUGUGCCAUCUCAAUAAUAAUAAUCACACUGCACCUCUGCAGCCUUGAAGCUCA
This is a messenger RNA of Lates calcarifer (barramundi perch), 9646 nucleotides long. It is a transcript of the gene epg5, whose product is annotated as ectopic P-granules autophagy protein 5 homolog (C. elegans). Lineage: Eukaryota; Metazoa; Chordata; Actinopteri; Centropomidae. The transcript is spliced from 45 exons. The record is from RefSeq and is a predicted model, not a curated record. Gene Ontology annotation, cellular component: cytoplasm. The coding region runs from base 589 to 8370 and encodes 2593 amino acids. Gene Ontology annotation, biological process: autophagosome maturation.